GCAUCACGACCCGCCCGCGUUCACUUGACAGCCGGCGGUGGCGUUGCUGGAGCGUUCCGCGCGUGUACCUGAACUGUUUCUCCAGCAGGUCCAGCUUCAGCUGGAGGUCUCGCUCCUCGGGUUGGGUCGGGUUCCAACCCGCCCGCGGCUCUCGCUGCAGCGUGGGGUGUUUGUGGUGUGCAAGGUCCAUGGGUCUGUGCGGCGCUCGCUGCUAUGGCGCUGGCUUUGUAACGUAAGACGCCAUUGUCCAUCACAAGAUCACGUUUCAGGGAGGUUGAGUAAUAAUGCACAGUAUGAAGACUUUUGCGUUGAUGCACAUUUGAAAAAUGGAGCGUUGUACCGUCAGUCUUACCUGCUGCCGGUGGCAGCAAAAGUGGGAAAAUCAGCAGUGAUUCUACAAGAAAAGGAUAACCUUAGGUUGGGGGGAAGUCCAAACAUUGGGAGAGGAACAUAUACUUGAAGUAUUUGGAAAUUUUAUUUUCAUUUUUUUCAAAAAGCAACAGAAAUGGGAAAAACAACAGACAUUUUACAAGAAUAAAAUCCAAACAUGAAGGAAAAAGACACAGUAUAACAAGAAAAAGUUGUCAUUUUAAAAGAUUUUCAAUUCUAAACGUGUAUUAUGAGGAAGAGUAAUGUCAUUUUAGUAGCAGAAAUCUGAAAUAUUAAAGUUGUUUUAAAAGAUGGAACAUGAGAAACAAAAAAAAAUGAAGAUGUAAUUGAUGAAAGUUAGAUUGGUGUAAAAAGUUAUAUUAUGAGAAUAAAGUCAAAAUAUGAUGGGAGUAAAAGUAAUAAUUAUGAGAGGAAAGUAGGAAUGAAAUACUUGGAAAAUGGGAAAACAGCUGUAACUUUAUGAGAAAAAAAUUGUAUUUGAUUGAGGAAAAAACGUCACGAUUUUACCAGAAUAAAAUUCUCAUAUGAGGACAAAGAAUGUCACUAUGAAAAGAAAAAGAAAAACAACUUGUUUAAAAGAUGUAAUAUGACGAAAAGAAUCAUGUCAAUUUUGUAUAAUCUGAUUGGGGUAAAAAGAAAAACAUGACAAAGUCAAAAUAUGACAAAAUGUACGUGACAAAAGCUGAAAUGAAAUAUUUGGAAAACUGAAAAAAAAACAAAUGUAAAAAAACAGCUGUAAUCUCACGUAAAAUUCAAAAUAUUCCAAGAAAACACAUAAUUUUACAAGAAUAAACUCAUGAGGAAAAAUGUCGUUUUAGGAGCAUAAGGUUGAAAUAUUAAAGAUUUGUUUUAAAAAGUGUAAUACUUUAAAAAGUUCAAUUAUUAUGAGAAUAAAGUCAUGAUUAUGAGAAGAAAAUGUACGAGGGGAAAGUUGAAAUGAAUUUCGGAUUAAAAAAAAAGAUUAAUGGGACAAAACAGAAAAUAAAGUCGUAUUCGCAGUCAUAGGAGACUGAGGUCCUUUGGUGUGUGCAGGACUCUCUUAGGGACCUUUUAUGACUCUGUGGUGGCCUCAGCCAUCUUCUAUGCUGUGGGCUGCUGGAGAGGGGGCAGCAUGGACAGGGACAGGAGCAGGAUCAAUAGGCUGAUCAGGAGAGCCAGCUCUGUCCUGGACGGUCCUCUGGACUCCGUGGAGGAAGUGGGGGAGAGAAGGAUGUUGGCUAAGCUGACAUCCAUCAUGGACAACACCUCUCACCCCCUACAUGACACUGUGGGUUCCCUUAGCAGCUCCUUCACAGCAGACUGUUACACCCACGGUGUAAUAAGGAGAGGUUCCGCAGGUCCUUCAUUCCGACCGCUACCGACAACACCUGCACCACCUGAACCAUGUUGUAGUCACUAUGUAUUCUUUGCUUGCGUAUCUUGCUUGCUGCUGUAACAAGGGAAUUUCCCCGCUGUGGGAUAAAUAAAGUACAAAUACAAUACAAUACAAUACAAUUCAAAUGAGAAAGUCACACUUUUACAAGAACAAACGUGUAAUAUGAGGAAAAAUUAUGCCACUUGAGUUGCAUGAGGUUCAGAUGUUGGAAAAACAACUUUAAAAUGCGUAACAUGAGAAACAAAAAGAAUAAAGUCAUUUUUGGAAAAUUACAUUGGGGUAAAAAAUGUUACAAGAAUAAAGUGAAAAUAUGACAAAUCAUUACAAGAAGAAAAGAAGAAAAAGAGUAAAGUUUAAAUUAAAUAGUUGGAAAAUUAAAAAAAAACUUGGAGAAAAGGGGAAAAAUAGUCAUUUUACGAGAAUAAAGUCAAAAUAUUAAGAGAAAAAAAUCAGCAUUUUAUGAGAUUAAACUCGUAACAUUAUUGUCACAGGAACGUCACAUCCGGUAUGCACUUCCGGGUUCCGCUCUGAAUGCCGCUAAACUAGCCAGCUUGCUAACUCCUGCCUCUCCCACUCAUCAUGAAGACACCGGUGUGAUACACACAACAACUUGCGAGUCAACUUCGCUUCAUAACAACCAGACAGUAGGACUACAACGUUUGGACUCCAUGAUUUGACCCAUAAAACACCGAUUAAUCUCGCCCAGAAUCGGAUCUUGAAACAUGGACGACCCAGACAGACCUCAGCGGAAAAUGUCCACAGCGGGGGACAGCCUGUACAAAGUCCUGGGCCUGCAGAAGGGAGCAUCAGCAGAGGAGAUAAAAAAGGCCUACAGGAAGCUGGCAUUGAGACACCACCCCGACAAGAACCCCGACAACCCCGGGGCGGCUGAGAUGUUCAAAGAGAUCAACAACGCCAACUCCAUCCUCAGCGACGAGAACAAGCGCGUCAUCUACGACGAGUACGGCUCCAUGGGCCUUUACGUGGCCGAGCAGUUUGGGGACGAGAGCGUCAAAUACUACUUCCUUAUGUCCAAGUGCUGGUUCAAGGCCCUUCUGGUGUGCUGUGGGAUUUUCACCUGCUGCUGCUGCUUCUGCUGCUGCUGCUUCUGCUGUGGGAAGUGCAAGCCCUCCGAGGAAGAGGACAACGGAUUCUACGUGGACCCCGAGGACCUGGAAGCAGAAAUCAGAGAGCAGGAGGAUGCACCAGACGCUGUCAUUGUUAUUCAGCCGAGCCCCUCUGCCAAGGCUGACACCUCGGGCCGAGCUGCUGAUGCCGCCUCAGGUGAGGACACUGCCGUCGUCAUUCAGCCCCACGCCAGCAACGGAGCCGUACUCCUGUCGGUGGAGGAGUGAAGGGGUCAGGCUCUCCGUGGUCCUGGUCUUGGCUGGAAGUUUGGAUGGAUAUGUUUUUUUUUGUUCCUUUUUCGUUUACAUCAGCAGGUUAUUUUUGCUUUUUUAGGUGCCACGGGGUUGUUUUUCCCGCAUCCAGUUAGAUAUUUAUCUUUUUAAAACUAUUUUGGAGGGGAGCAUCUGGACAGUGGUCACAUGACCAAAGCCUCGUGUCAGAGUGCCAAUGAUGCAGCGGUGGCCAAAUAUAAACAUGAUUGUUUUUUUAACUGCUGACUGGGGCCAAUCAUCUGCAAGAUGGAUUGAAAGGCACCAAGAUGGCUGCCAGAAGCCAAGAGAACUCACGUGAGGGUGCCAUGUAUUCAUUCCAAUAUGUACAUCAUCAAAUGACUGGAAACUACAUUUUCAUCUGUUAGGUCCUGGCCUGUCCAUCCAAAAUCCACUUUUUAUAUGCGUUUUCUUCCAUGUGCACCCAAGAGAAAGCCUUAGAUGAUAUCAUCCAACUUGUGAGCUUUUGUCUUUGGUGUUUAUUAUGUGUUGGACAUCAGCAAUCAGUAAUGUACAGUAUGUCACUGUUAAGGUGUUUUCUGAUUAAAUAAACUCAGGUGUCACUGAUCCCACUGCGUCCACCUG
Molecule: messenger RNA, 3747 nt
Organism: Dunckerocampus dactyliophorus (ringed pipefish)
Lineage: Eukaryota; Metazoa; Chordata; Actinopteri; Syngnathiformes; Syngnathidae
Gene: dnajc5gb
Product: DnaJ (Hsp40) homolog, subfamily C, member 5 gamma b
Exons: 6
Coding region: 2488-3120 (210 amino acids)
Source: RefSeq, a predicted model, not a curated record